CAUAUAUUUUUUCCUCAUAGUAUUUUAUAUAAAAUUUAAAUAGACACACUUAAAAAUCUUCUGAAAAAACAUGGAAAGGCCAUUGGAUCCUCUUCAAGUUCACAAAGACUCCCUGUCAAUUGCAAAUGAUCUUUUAUCAAAAUUUGGUUGUCGAUCCCAGAUAAACACCAUUGAUCAAUGUGACCACAACUACUUUGUUAAUAUUUAUGAAGCAAUGCUGGGUGAGAAACUUCCAGGAUUAACUGCAUCACCUGAAUCACCUGAAGAAGAAAUUCACAAUGUGCAGGUGGUCAUUGAUUCAUUAGCAACUGAUGUGCUUGGAAUUGAUUUAUCCCACAUUAGUGCACAAUAUAUUGUAAAAAAGGAUCAUAUGCAGAUUCAAAAUUUGUUGGAAAUAUUUGAUGGACUGCUUGAUUUUGUUUUGGAGGAAUUAGAUAAAGAUGACGAGAGAGUAGAAAAAGAUGUCAAGCAUUUAGAAAAAGUGCCAGAAGAAGAAACAACAAAAGAUGAUUCUAAUGUACUUCCUAGUGACCAUGAUGUUUUAUCAGAUGUUUUUAUUGAGGAGUUUGGUCAUUCGUAUACAAACAAUUUGAAGCCAAAUGUGGAAACCAAAUUUGUUGAUCAAGCAUGUCAGUAUUCUCCUUCAAAAGCCUUUUAUCAAGAAAAACUAAUUUCGGAUGGUCAAAACUCAAUUUACUCAAGUCAUUCUUGGUCAAAACAUGGAAGCGAUUCUACGAAUGAAUUGAUUAGAGAAGCUGAAAUGAUUGAACAAAGAGAUGUAAUGAAAAUAAAUAUUUUCGAUAUGGAGAAGAAGAGAGAUCGAAGUAAAAUGCAAAAGGAGAAAACUGAGAAUUUUUCUUCAAAUUCAUCCGGACCAUGGUCAUCUAUUUUAACGCAAACGUCUUCUGCAGUUGAUUCAAUUGGCGGAAUCAAAGAAAUUGGACAGCGUCCACGCGACAAACUAGCUGUUGAAAUGAAAGAACAAACUAAAAAGACACGCCUUCACAAGCAUAUGCAUCAUCAUUUUCAUCAUCACAUUACUGAUUCUCCUGACUCAGAAACAAACUCGAUCACCUCUAGCUCUUCCAGCUUAAACAGGCAUCUUGAAGUAAAACAGGAUAAGAGUUGUGAGAAAAAUAUAGAGCAUCUUACAGACACAACAAAUAGUUUUCAAUCAACCGCUAUUCAAACUCAAAUUCCAAAGUUAGUCGAUUCGUCUGUUCAAACUGAUGGGAAAGAUAAUGAAUCAAAAAUGAAUGGGAAGAAAAUUCAAUCAAAUGUACACGAGACAUCCCUUCCCUUGCAUAUCGAGUACUUGAAAGGAGUCAAACAAUCUGCGUCAAGAAAUGCACCAACAGAAACGCGCUCAAAGCAGCUAUCAGAUUUAAGUCUUCGUUUGCAAAAACUUAGAAAUGAGUUUAAAACCCCUCAAUUGGAAUCAGAGACUAACAAACAAUCUUUCACUCCUGACGAGUCGGAACUAACCAGACCGGAUAGAAAAGAGAAGACGAAAAGCAAAGUUUCCUUUGUUAACGAAGAUCGUUUAAUUGAACGAGAAUUUUACUCAAGUGAUACAGAAGUUGAUUAUUCCUCUCCGUAUAGAAGUAAUCAUACGCGUAAUCACAAUAAUAAGAAAAAUGCAAUGAAAUUGCGUUCAAGACAAGGUAUUUUGCGAAAAACUACUUUAUCAGAUGAGAGCACGUCCAGCAGUGAUGAACUACAUCUGAAAAGUACCGAUGCAUCCAUCACGGCAAGAUUCGAAGAACCUUUUUUGAAAAGAGAUGAACGCCUGCUAGACCUAAGAAAAGCCUUUGCUUUGGAGCAAAAGGAAAAUCAUGUUGGCGUGGAGUCACUACAGCGAAAAUACUCUAAACAGCGUGGCGUUUUGUUGAACCUUCAUGAUAAUACCAAAAAACAAAAAAACGUUAAAAUUGACGAAAAGAACAAAAAGAUUCUUAGACCACCUCCGGACAAUAAGAAGUCGUCUAAAAAGAAAGUAAAAGUAAGCAGUGAUGCAAAACUUAUAAAUAUCUAUGGAAAACAGCGUGGUCGCACCGAUAAAAUCAAAGCUAGAAAAAGAAGUGCUUCAGCCAGUCCUAUUGGAAGGAGGCGCCAUAAAACACCAAUGAUCCUAGGGGAAGAUGAAAUCUUACCAGUGAUGGAAGAGGAAUUCCCAUUCAUAUAUCUUUCUCCACAUACUGCUAAACUGAUGUGGCAGAAACAGAUGAGACAAGUAGAUACGUUAAGUAAAAUCGGUAGACCUCAUAAAUCGAUAAAAACUCAGAGAAGACUAGAGGAAGCACAAAGGAAGCAAGUAGCUUUGACGCAAAUUAUGAAAAAAGAACUUGAACAUAACAAAAGACUGAGAGAAUACAAGGAACACAAAGAAGGGGAAACAGAAGUCAAACGAAAACUUGCUGAACGACGACAUCGCAGCGCUUGUGCGCGGAAAUAUUACGACGAAUUUGUUAUUAGAAACAAAGCUAGAAUGCUGAAAAAACGUGGCAAGGAAGAAAAGAUCUUUAAAAAAUUGUUCGAGGAUGGACUUGAUAUUCAAAAACAAAGAAUUCGUGAGAUGCGAGAAUAUGCGAAAGAACAAAAAGAAAAAAAUGCAAGAAAGCAGCAAAAUGAAAUUGAAUCUAUGGAAAACUAUUAUCGCGACCAAUUCUCAAUGCUGGCAGGAACAAUAGCACAGGAGCGAUAUGAUGUGGAAGUUAGACAAAAAGCACAAAAACAGGUACUCGGUAAAAUGCGUUCGGAAAUACGGAAAAGAAUGGAGAAAGAUGUUCGUGAAAUACAAGAACAAUUAACUAACGACGAUGACUCAGAUUACUUUCGCAAGUUAGACGCUGAUAAUUUGAAAAGAGAAUUUCAAUUGGCAACGUAUAAAGCUAGUAGAUUUCGUAGGUAGCAUCGUUGUUCACAGCAUAACAUAUGACACAUGUGUAUGUGGGAAAGUCGUGCUUUCAAUCCAUUUGUAAUCAAUCAGAUACCAAAACACUCUUGAUUUUUGUGACUAAGCUUAUUUGCCUCUGUCAACUAUAGUUUUGCCUGCUCAAUUAAAAACACGAUUUCAAGUUUCGUAUUUCUCAUUUAUAUCAUUCUGAAAUUGUUUAGAUAUAAAAGGAUGUCUGGAUGAAAAAUGAUGUUGAAUUUAUAGUACAGAGAUUAAAUUUCUAUAUCCAUUCUUUUUGAAUUUUUUUUAAACAAAGUUAUUGCAAGAUAUUAUCAGGUUAAGAAUUUCAGAUUUAAUUAUACUGCAUAAAUUAUAAUUUUAAAUUUUGGGAACGGCAAACUUCAACUUUUUUGUCCUUAGAAAUUUCAGUGCUGUUCAGGAAUGUGCAAACUUUAUCAAUGUAAAGAUAUUAUAAAACCAAACUAAUUAACUUAUAAACUAUACCAAGAUGGCAGUUGUUUCCUCGUUUCAGUCCUCUUAAAUUUUGUAAGUAAACGUAUGGGGAAAAAUAAAAGCUUAACUAGAAAAUUUUAUUGCAAACCAAUGUGCAGACGGAUUGUUCGCAAAGUUAUAUAAAAAAAUGUCAGUUCAACAUCAUUUUUAAUUUUAUGAUUCUUUAAAAUCAAUGCAACACGAUUAUAGCAAAAAUCUCAUGAAAAUUGAUACGUAAAUUACGGGAAUUUUUCUGCAAGUUGAAGUUAUCGCAAGCGCAGUAGCGCAUAUAACUGUACUUACAUUUACUGCGAUUGUCAAUUUUAAAAAGAGCGUUUACGAAUUUAUUGUGUUUUAAACAGCCGAUUUAUUUCGGAUAUUUUACCCUCUUAUUUUUUCCCUCUCGAAAGUGCUCUGAUAGGUAAUCAAUUUAUUUGUUUAAUCUAGCAAUUCUUUGUCUUACGCCUUGAUAUUGAUCUAAACCUCGUUUUUUAUAAUUGUUGGUUAGUGUAAUAUGCAUGUCAAAAAGUUGGUAACAGUUGAUUUAAAAAACAUACUGGCCGUGUUGUAUGUAUCCAAUCUAAAAGUUGAAAUAUAAUAAUCAUAAUCAUUUAAAA
Molecule: messenger RNA, 4005 nt
Organism: Hydractinia symbiolongicarpus
Lineage: Eukaryota; Metazoa; Cnidaria; Hydrozoa; Anthoathecata; Hydractiniidae
Product: golgin subfamily A member 6-like protein 6
Exons: 18
Coding region: 71-2911 (946 amino acids)
Cellular component (GO): centrosome; spindle pole
Source: RefSeq, a predicted model, not a curated record